This is a messenger RNA of Malania oleifera, 1427 nucleotides long. RefSeq names its product putative hydrolase C777.06c. The transcript is spliced from 9 exons. NCBI's taxonomy places the organism in Eukaryota, Viridiplantae, Streptophyta, Magnoliopsida, Santalales, Ximeniaceae. Bases 116 to 1180 code for a protein of 354 amino acids. The record is from RefSeq and is a predicted model, not a curated record.
GGACAAAUUUUCUUCAAAGUACAACAGCUCUGUAAGAUCUUUCAAAAGCAGCGUCGCACGCGUCCGCGGCCACGCCAUAAAUAAAUGCCCUCCUUACCUUUUUCUCUACGCGACUAUGUCACCCUUCCCGCUCAUUUCCCCGUCCCAGAAAUCCUCCGAAAUGGAUGUUGCCGUCGAUAACGGUCAUUUCUCCGGCGAGGAGUUGCCUAGAUCAGCUCUAAUAUUUCUCGGAACCGGAUGCUCGAGUGCCGUCCCGAACGCGAUGUGCCUGAUCCAGCCUUCUGAUCCUCCUUGUCCAGUCUGCGUUCAGGCAUUGAAGGUUCCGCCCGAGAAAAACCUUAAUUACAGGUGCAACACAUCUCUUCUUAUAGAUUAUUAUGAAAGCAAUGACAUACACAAAUAUAUAUUGAUUGACGUUGGAAAGACAUUCAGGGAGCAAGUGCUUCGUUGGUUCACCUUCCAUAAGAUUCCUCAAGUGGAUUCUAUAAUUUUGACUCAUGAACAUGCUGAUGCAGUUCUUGGUCUGGAUGAUAUACGUGCCGUGCAACCAUAUAGUCCUACCAAUGAUAUCAGUCCUACUCCCAUUUACCUUACUCAGCAUUCAAUGCAUAGCAUUACUGAAAAAUUUCCAUACUUGGUCAAGAAGAAACUUAAAGAAGGUCAAGAAGUGAGACGGGUAGCACAGUUUGACUGGAAGAUAAUUGAGAACAACAGUGAGAAAUCAUUUGUUGCAUCAAGCCUCAAAUUUGUUCCUUUGCCAGUGAUGCAUGGGGAAGAUUAUGUUUCACUGGGUUUUCUUUUUGGUGAAAAAUGUAGGGUAGCUUAUAUAUCUGAUGUUUCACGGUUUCCUGCAACUACCGAAUAUGUUAUUUCAAAAACUGGAGCUGGACAGUUGGAUCUUCUUAUUCUGGAUACACUCUAUAAGAAUGGAUCCCAUAAUACUCAUUUUUGCUUCCCUCAGUCUCUUGAAGCUGUGAAGAGAAUAUGCCCAAGGAGAGCUCUGUUUAUCGGAAUGACUCAUGAGUUUGAUCACCACAAGGACAAUGAGUUUCUCAUGGAAUGGUCUAGGAGGAGAAUAUAUAGAUGUGCAUCAAUAAUGGCUGGAAACACAGCAUAUACUGUUCAUUCCUUAUAUUUAAUGCUGGUGGCGUCAAAUAAACCAUCCUUUCAGCCCUUUUGAUUCCAGGGGUUGAAAAAUGAUACAAGUGGCUGAUGACUACCACGACGCAGAUUGUGAGAUAACUUGGAAAACUUUGGCAUUGGAGUCCCCUGACCUUAUACCCUGCCUAAAACUGUACUGUGCAAUUAUUUACAUGCAUAUAUACCUACAUACAUAUAUAUAUAUUUUUGAUGUUGUACCAUUGAAGAACAUUGUUGACCAGCUGUGCAAUAUUUUUGUUGAGCUAUUAAUCUGUCUCGAUUUUCAA